CCUCACAACGCUUCAGAGGCUCAGAGAGGGAGGACGGAGAAACGGCGCCGGCUGCACCAGUCCACCAGAAGGGAUGCUACGGUGAUUUCCCCUCUUUUUCUGCUCCAGCACCCACCACCUCCUCCUCAUCACCAUCUCUGCCCCCCUCCAUCACCUCGACUCGGGGACCGUAUCCAGUCGCAGGGGCUGCACAUUCAUUAUUUUUUGGCUUGUGUUUUGGAUGUUUUUUACUCAUUGUUUUGCGCUCAGUUGGAAAGCUUUGAUUUCCCUCCAAGCGCACGAGCAGAAAACUGUUUUCUGGUUUGAAUCGAAGCUUUUUUAUGGAGUGGAUGUGUUGGGCAUCUGGCGAAAGAGCACAACUUUAGAGAAGUGAAGGUUUCCCCAGCGGCUUGGAGACAUUUCUUUGGUGGAGACGGGCUGCGCAAAGAUCCUCACCUCCAAGGCUGAUCAGAGACGAACGCUUCCAUCUCUUCCAGCUCAGUGAGGAGCCAAAAGGCUCUGAUUGGAAGACACUUUUAUUGUCUAGAAAAGAAAAAUCAUUGGGGACAAAAAGUGUUCGGUGAUGAGUAUCUGCAAACAUCGGGCCCAUCCCAGCAAAUGAAGUAGGCGGCUCUUCGUCAAUAUUUGUUGGUAAAAACAAAGAGAAGAAGAAGAAAGAUCACUGGAAGGAGAGGAGCCUGAAAGUUGAGGCUGGAGUAACGAACGCUGCCGCUCAGGUUGGAAAAGAUGGCAGCGCUGAUGAUAAAGCAGCAGGGCUGUGGGUUCCUGAGGGUCCUUCUGCUGCUGUUGGGGGUCUCUGUGGUCUGCACCGUCGCGUUCGGAACCGGGAGUCGCAGACUGGACCACCGGAAUCACAAACACAGACAUCCAGGUCACUCGUCAUUGCACAAACACAGACAAAGAACAGGAAAGGAAGGACAGGUUCUCCACAGAUCCAAACGAGGAUGGGUCUGGAAUCAAUUCUUUGUCAUUGAGGAGUACACUGGACCUGACCCAGUUCUGGUGGGCAGGCUCCACUCAGACGUAGACUCAGGUGAUGGCAACAUCAAAUACAUUCUGUCAGGCGAAGGUGCCGGAACAAUCUUUGUGAUUGAUGACCGGACCGGAAACAUCCAUGCUACAAAAACGUUGGACCGCGAGGAGCAGGCCCAGUACACCUUAACGGCCCAGGCUGUGGCCAGAGACACCAAUAAGCCCCUGGAGCCCCCCUCAGAGUUUAUAGUGAAGGUUCAGGACAUUAAUGAUAAUCCACCAGAGUUUCUCCACGGGCCGUACCAUGCCAGGGUGCCAGAGAUGUCCAAUGUAGGUACGUCAGUAAUCCAGGUGACAGCUACAGAUGCUGACGACCCCACCUACGGCAACAGCGCUCGGCUGGUGUACAGUAUCCUGCAAGGACAGCCGUACUUUUCGGUGGAGCCACAGACAGGUAUAAUUCGCACCGCUUUGCCAAACAUGGACCGCGAGGCCAGGCAGGAGUACGAUGUCGUCAUCCAGGCCAAAGACAUGGGGGGUCACAUGGGAGGUCUAUCAGGGACCACGGAGGUCAGAAUCACCCUCACAGACGUCAAUGACAACCCUCCCAAGUUCCCACAGAGUGUAUACACCAUGUCUGUGUCCGAGGACAAAGUUCCAGGAGAGGAGGUGGGCCGUCUGAAGGCUAAAGACCCUGAUCUGGAAGAAAACGGCCUGGUGGCCUAUCGCCUAAUCGAUGGAGAUGGAAUGAACGUCUUUGAACUGACCACCGACUCAGAGACCAGAGAAGCUGUUAUCAAGCUGAAGAAGCACGUGGACUAUGAGACGAAGAGGAGCUACUCCUUAAAGGUGGAGGGAUCCAACCCUCACAUUGACUCUCGAUUUCUCACUUGGGGACCUUACAAGGAUGAAGCCACGAUCAAGAUAUCAGUGGAGGAUGCAGAUGAACCUCCUGUUUUUAUAGCUCCCAGUUACACUUAUGAGGUAGAAGAGAAUGCGCUUCCGGGCACUGUGGUGGGACGAGUUCACGCCAAGGACACCGAUGCUGCCAACAAUCCUGUCAGCUACAUGAUUCCUCGGUACACGGAUGUGGAGAAGUUCUUCAGCAUUUCAGAAGAUGGGUUGAUCACUACAACGAAACCACUGGACAGAGAGACCCAGGCAUGGCACAACAUAUCUGUGUCAGCAAUAGAGAUAGGAGGCCACCAUCAGGACGCCAAAGUGAGAGUUAACAUCAAGGUGAAGGACGUAAAUGACAAUUCGCCAGAGCUGGCUUCUAACAACGAAGUCCUCAUGUGUGAAACCGUGUUGCCGGGCAAGGUCAUCGAAACAGUGAGUGCGCUGGACAAAGACGAGAUGGAUCACAGACAGCACUUCUCCUUCAGUCUCGCCCCGGAAGUCGCCCACAAUCACAACUUCUCCUUGACAGACAGCAGAGACAGCACCGCCAGCAUCUAUGUGCUCCGCAAAGGAUUCAGCCGUCUAACCCAGGAUGUUUACUUCCUUCCCAUCGAGAUAAACGACAACGGUUUCCCUCCUUUGAGCAGCACCAACACCCUGACCAUCAGAGUGUGUUCCUGUGACAGCAAAGACACCAUCCUCUCUUGUAACGUGGAGCCCUACGUCCUGCCUGCUGGGCUCAGCACUGGUGCCCUCAUAGCUAUUCUGGCCUGCAUUGUCAUCCUACUCGCAAUAGUGGUGCUGUUUGUCGCUCUGAGGCGCCAGAAAAAGGAGCCGCUGAUCGUGUUUGAGGAGGAGGACAUCAGGGAGAACAUUAUCACUUACGAUGAUGAGGGAGGCGGUGAAGAGGACACUGAGGCGUUUGACAUUGCUACACUGCAGAACCCAGAUGGUGCCAACGGUUUCCUGCCAAGGAAGGACAUCAAACCAGAACUCCAGUUCCCCCUCAGGCCGGGCAUGGGUCGACCUGCAGCCAACAGCGUCGACGUGGACGACUUCAUCAAGACCCGCAUUGCAGACGCCGACAGCGACCCGACCGCACCUCCUUAUGACUCCAUUCAGAUCUACGGCUACGAAGGCCGAGGAUCUUUGGCUGGGUCGCUGAGCUCGCUCGAGUCUGUCACAACAGAGUCUGACUUGGAUUAUGACUAUCUGCAGAGUUGGGGGCCGAGGUUUAGGAAGCUGGCGGAUUUGUACGGGACCAAAGACUGCUCCUUUAACGAUGUGGACGAUGCUGAGGACUCUUAACAGAGGUCUUCUUCAGUGGACGCCCUCCAGAUUUGUGAUUUAUUGAUUCCAAGAGGAUUUCUUAACUGAGGGUUAAGACUCCUUAGUAUCCUGUUGUUACCAUCUUCCAGCUGAUUAGUUCGAUCUGUCAAUGAAUGGACACGUAUUAAAUGUUUGGACUCCCAUUAUUCCAAAAUCUGUCCCGUCCUUCCUACGGCUUUCUUUCUGUCUUUUUCUACAGACCUGAGCAUUGCAGGACUGGCAGAUUUGUUAUAGCAUCAGUUUGUCUGUUGGGAGCAAUAUGAUGGAAAUGUGUUUGUAUCCAGAGAAUGACUUGCCUACAGCAGAUUUUUGAGUGUGUACGACGUUCUAUAUCUAUAAAGGACUGGACUCAUCCUCAGAGGUUCCUCUGUUUCCCCAGAGGAAGAGAAGAAACAUAAAAAUCAAAGAAAAGUUGUAUAAAGGUGUUAGUAGGGUCAAAUUUGUUGUUUUGUCUGCUGAAGUGCAGUAGAUGCGAAGACCGACUCCGGGUUGUUGAUACUCUGAAGACGCUCACAGCAUUUUCACAGUAUGGUGGCCUUAUAAUAAUUCAACAACAACUCCAGGAGUAAAAAAAAAGACAAAACAAAUAAAAAAACAGCAAGACCGAAGAUGUAGAUCGCCAGCUUCAGUAGCUUCACAAACACAUGGACUGUAGGAGAACCUGUGCUACACAAAUAUUUUUCUUUUUUGGAUUUACAAAUUGUGGAUGAUUCCAGAAAAACGUCCUCCAUCGGCCGUCACCCCUCCCCCCAUGAAUGACCAUCUCUUCACGUGGCAUCCGUCGAUGAUGACAAUGAGCAAAAACCUGUGAGCUCGAAAAAAAUCGCCUUAAACUUACUGACACUCUUGCAGCGCAGUGCAUUCUUUCAUUUUUGUUUCCUUUUUUUAAAAAAAAAACUUUUUUUGUUAUUUGUAAGUUGAAAAGUAUUCUGAAAGCAAACUCUCCUCCAUGUCCGGUGUGUACAAAGCGAUUUUUCCUGCCAACGGUCCCACCUUUCUGAGACAGAAUGCGCUGGUUCUGACUAAAGUUGCAUUGGGUUUUUUUUCCUCCUCCAAAUCCCAUGUAUGUUGGCGGCAGCAUGUGUUGUAUCAACGCUCGUUGCCACACUAACAUAAUAUGUGCACAUAGAAAAAUAACACAAUGUAACUAAAAGAAUCAGAAACAGGGCAUUCUUUUUUUAGCCUGCAGUUUGUUUUCAGUCUUUCUGUUUUAAUAUUAUUAUAUUAUUAUGAUUAUUAUUGUUGUUUUCUAUAAUUAUUACCACCACUAUUAUUAUUAUUAUUAUUGUUCUGUUGUUGGACACAGUUACACAGAAAUAGAGCGACCUUUGACUUUAGCAUAAACUUGAUGAUUCUCGCAGUUUUCUAAAUAUAUUGCGUCUAAAUUUGUGGUCAACUGUGGGAAAUUUCACUGCUAAAAGUUAAAUGUUUGCUUUACUUCACGCCUGUGUGCAACUUUUUUUCCUCUUAUUUUGAUUUUGCUUCUUUAUUUUUAAUUGUUUGUUUAAUUGAUUUUUUUUUGGUUCCAUCUCCCUGUUCAAGAGAAAAAACUAGCAAUCUGUGUUUGUUGCAGUGAGAGAACGCCUUGUUUUUAUUCUCUGUCGAGUUUUAUGGUACCGAUUUGUACAAUUUUAAAAGUUCUUAUUUUAGUAUACAUGCAGAAUAUUCCAGUAUUACAACGAAAACAUGUUACAAAAAUUAAGAAGUUACAGCAUCACACUUAUAUUUUCUGAACAUUGUACUGUUGCUUUACUAUGUGCUUCAAUCUCCGAAGCAAAAAAAAAAGAAAAAAAAACAACUUUGAAAUAAAUGCUCUUUUUAUAAAAUGACA
Oryzias melastigma (Indian medaka) is the source of this 5032-nucleotide messenger RNA. RefSeq names its product cadherin 11, type 2, OB-cadherin (osteoblast). Gene Ontology annotation, cellular component: catenin complex; adherens junction; plasma membrane. Gene Ontology annotation, molecular function: calcium ion binding; cadherin binding. The transcript is spliced from 16 exons. Gene Ontology annotation, biological process: cell-cell junction assembly; adherens junction organization; homophilic cell-cell adhesion. The record is from RefSeq and is a predicted model, not a curated record. The coding region runs from base 727 to 3180 and encodes 817 amino acids. NCBI's taxonomy places the organism in Eukaryota, Metazoa, Chordata, Actinopteri, Beloniformes, Adrianichthyidae.